Cryphonectria parasitica EP155 is the source of this 2726-nucleotide messenger RNA. RefSeq lists its product as uncharacterized. The record is from RefSeq and is a predicted model, not a curated record. The transcript has 9 exons. Lineage: Eukaryota; Fungi; Ascomycota; Sordariomycetes; Diaporthales; Cryphonectriaceae. Gene Ontology annotation, molecular function: ATP hydrolysis activity; ATP binding. Bases 1 to 2571 code for a protein of 856 amino acids.
AUGGCCGCGGACCAUGGGCGUUUCUCCUCUACGAGGGACCACCCGCAGGUGCUACGAGUGUUGUACAACAAGUUGUCGGAUAACACGACCAUCGACAAGGUCAACCCAAAGCCAGAGCAAGUCGACAUCAUCUAUCUGAAUAUCCUAUCCGACCCCAUCUCCUCGUUUUUCAGAGAUGUAUUGGCCCUGGAUUGUGGCACUGGUUUCGCCUGCAUUCGUCUCUCCAAGCCAUUUCGUCCACUGAUUAGGAACCUUCAACCGCUGAGAGACCAUCUCAACAAGCUUGAAAAGGCUUAUGGGUAUGAGAACCCCGAAUCUGAGACCGACUACUCAACAACGCCCACCGAGACCGACGCCGCCCCUAGCUCUGAACUGACUGAGCCCGAGUCAACAUCUACAGCCCCUCCGGACGCAGACACCUCUGAGCAUCACGAAAAGCCGUUUCUGAGACCGUCCGCACUGAAUCACUUCAGGACGGUUGUCAAAUUUGCGGAUCAGUAUCUGCACAAGUCUCUGGAGCUGUAUGAAAAGCUCAAACUUGGCAAGGAAGACAAGGUGGCCUUCGAGAACUUAUGGAUGCUUUUCGACACCGGUACCAUGAUCUAUUGCCCCUACAGAAGUGGCAAAGAAGUCUUCUGGGUUACCGAUGCUCUUGCUGAUCGAACAGACAGUGAUUGCGUAUUUACUGAUUUUGAGUCCCGCGCGAGAUAUUCCCCUCAAGCAUAUCGCGUCCUCUCCGUGAGGGGUGGCGUCCCGUUGAAGACGUCGCUUAUGCCAGGGGAAGUCGAGGAAGACUUUGAUGAGAACGAUUUCCUGCAGAAUGUUGAUGCCAUGCUGCGACUAGACCGGUUGGACCUCUUCCGACAUGGAGACGAAGUUAUCGUUGACUUCAAGACUGCAUUUGAACAAAGUAGCGACCUACCAGACAUUUUAGAAAUCAGACCGGACUUUGAGACCAAGACCGAAUGGCCGAGAACAACCGAGGGAAGUCAGCCGGAAGCGCAUGAUUGGUAUAGGCAUGAUGAAGUUGACGGCGAACGAAGCAUCAGCCAUCGUUGGUGUUACGCAAAUAAUUGCCAAAGACCUUCGUAUUACGAAAUUCAAGAUGCGGAGAGUCAGAAGAUCCUGCAACAGAUUGCCUUGGCAUUCGAGAGCCAUGCUACGCAACAAGCAAAGUCCAAGAAAGCUCGAGGAGAGUUUAGGUCGUACCUGGAGAAUACCGGCCUGAUAAAACUUUUCCCGGGAAUCGUCCCCGGCUAUGCCUUGCGUAAUCGCAAAUGGGUCCAACUAGAUAUCGAUCGACUACAGGAUGUACAGCGCGGAGAUAACUGGGACAAUCUUGUUCUACCUAAAGGCCACAGAGAGAUGGUGCAGGCGAUGGUUGAGUCAUACACCAGACGGUUAGAUGAUUCUCAAGCAACAUAUGAUCAGCCUUCCGAGAAAGUUGAUCUAGAUCUCGUUCGAGGGAAAGGCAAAGGAUGCAUCAUUCUGCUUCAUGGUGCUCCUGGAGUGGGUAAAACAUCCACCGCCGAAUGCGUGGCAGCAUACACCAAGCGGCCAUUGUAUCCCAUUACCUGCGGCGAUAUUGGACAUCUGCCGGAUGUUGUCGAGGCAAAUCUGGAAAAGCACUUCAAGCUAGCUCACCGGUGGGCCUGCGUGCUGCUACUAGACGAGGCAGAUGUGUUUCUCGCGAAAAGAACUAAAACCGACGUGAAGCGAAACGGACUUGUAUCUGUUUUCCUUCGCAUUCUGGAGUACUACCCAGGGAUCUUGUUCCUGACAACCAAUCGGGUUGGUGCUAUUGACGAUGCGUUCCGCUCACGACUUCAUCUCACGCUGUACUAUCCAAAGCUUCUCGAGAAGCAAAGUACCAAGAUCUGGAAGAACAACAUCAGAAAGCUGAAAGAAGUCAAUGAACAGCGAGUCAAGGCAGGUCAACAACCCAUCAAGUACGACAAGCACGAGAUCAUCAAGUGGGCCUCGACCAAUUGGGAGAGUCUUCAGUGGAACGGUCGUCAAAUUAGGAAUGCAUUCCAAACCGCCAUUGCGCUAGCAGAAUUCAAUGCCCGGUCACGAAAGUCUAGAAAGCGAACCGGCGGGGAGACUCCAUCACCAUCUCCCAAGAAGUCCAAGACACCUGUCUUGGAUCAAGAUACCUUCAUGCUGAUUGCAGAUGCCUCAAGUCAGUUCAACGAUUAUCUUCUGCAGACUCACGGCUAUGAUGAGGAGAUGACAGCGUCCAGAGACCAGGUCAGACCAGCUAGCUUCAAAGCAAAGCCAAAUCGAAUCAAGAGAGUGCAGGACUCAUCCGAAUCAGAUUCGGAUUCAGAUGCAAGCUCUGGGCCAAGUCACGAAUCAGACAGCAGCUCAGGGCCAGGCUCUGACACAGAAUCAGAUGCAAGUGCUGAUUCUGAGUCUGAUUCCGCGGUCGAGAGAAAGAGAAAGAAGACAAAAACGAAGAAAGGCAAGAGAAAGUCCGAAAAAAAGACAAAAGAGACAGAAUUGCCGGAUGAACAAGAGAAGAAGGAGAAGAAGGAGAAGAAGAAGAAGAAGAAAAGGUCGGAUCUUUGAGACGCUAGUGUUUUUAUAUGAUCGCUUUUUCUUAGCAUUUAAUUCCUGCAAAUUUCAAUUGUUGUAUUUCAUGAAUAUUCUAUUUAUUGCUUUUAUUGUACUUUGUCGCCUGCUAAUGCAUACGAGUAGUCGGAAUCAUUCGAAGCAUAUUUCUG